This is a messenger RNA of Rhizophagus irregularis DAOM 181602=DAOM 197198, 609 nucleotides long. Its product is annotated as Ubiquitin-conjugating enzyme E2 4. NCBI's taxonomy places the organism in Eukaryota, Fungi, Glomeromycota, Glomeromycetes, Glomerales, Glomeraceae. The record is from RefSeq and is a predicted model, not a curated record.
AACAAACGAAAUGGCUCUUAAAAGAAUUCAAAGAGAAUUGCUAGAAUUACAACAUGACCCGCCAUCAUGUUGUAGUGCUGGUCCUAUUGGAAAUGAUAUUUUUAAAUGGGAAGCAAAAAUUAUAGGACCCCCUGAUACUCCAUACUCAGGUGGUGUAUUUUCCCUUGAUAUUCGCUUUCCUACGGAUUAUCCCUUUAAACCACCAAAGGUGAAUUUUAUAACAAAGAUCUACCAUCCGAAUAUUAAUGAUAGAGGAAAUAUAUGUUUGGAUAUUCUAAAAGAAAACUGGUCACCAGCGUUAAAUAUUUCAAAUGUUCUUUUGUCAAUAACAUCAAUUUUCACCGAUCCAAAUCCAGAUGAUCCACUUGUACCUGAAAUUGCUCAAGAGUACAAACAUAAUCGUGCUCGUUAUGAAGCUAAUGCUCGAGAAUGGACUCGCAAAUUUGCUAGUUAGAUAAUUUUACUUUAGUUUUAUUGAUAUGGUAUCAUUUUUAUUACGAAAUUUCUCGUUUUCAAUAUUAGGUAAUUAAUAGAUUUAUCCGUCUAUAUCCUAUUUGUACGACUUAUAUAAUGAAAAUAAAUUAAAUGAUUGUGCGUUGCGUACUACUU